AUGGAUUUUACAAGAAAGAAAACUUAUAACGUUCAGGAAGUGAUUCAGAUGCUAGAAGACGACGACGAUGAAAAUUUGCUUGACAUAGAUGUCACCAUUGUUCCACCUACAAAUUUAAAUGGUGAUACUGAUGAAGAUUCUGGAAAAGAAUGUUCAAAUGAAAAAAAUUUGAAUCAUUUAAAUUCUAAUCAACUUUUCGCAGAGGCAUCAGUGCGAUUGCAUAAAACUUCUGGAGAUGUUGUCCUCGGCUUAAAUGACAAUUUAGAUGACUUUAUUUUUGAAAGUGGUGAAACUUGUUUACCGUCAACAAGUAGUGAUAAGCCAAGAACAAUUAUUAAAAAAUCAAAUGAAAAAAUUAUAACUGGACAAAGACAAUCAGAAAGAAAACAUUCUAUAAAAAAAUUGGAAAGUAGCAAAAAGUCAAAGGAAAAAGAAAAUUUAUUUGAAGUUGAGAGACAAGAACAAGCCACAAAAGUAACAACAGAACCAGAUUAUCAGCCAUCCUGGAAAAAACAUGAUUUGAAAGAAAGUGUUAGGAAAGUAAAAUUUGCAUGGAAUAUUCCUCCACCAUCUUUGAAUACAAAUUCUUCACCUGUUACAUUAUUUGAACUGUUUUUUACACCCGAUUUAAUGCGACAUAUUUGUGAUGAAUCAAACUUUUAUGCUGCUCAAAAAGGUAUAUUGAACUUUGAUUUAGACAUUCCAACUCUCAAGCUAUUUUUUUCGAUCCUGCUGCUCAGUGGCUAUAGUAUUGUUAUAAUACUCGCCGUCUUAACCGAUUUACAAUGCGACGGGUUCAAAUCUUCGAUUGAAUAA
Helobdella robusta is the source of this 816-nucleotide messenger RNA. RefSeq lists its product as hypothetical. The record is from RefSeq and is a predicted model, not a curated record. Gene Ontology annotation, molecular function: sequence-specific DNA binding. The transcript has 4 exons. Lineage: Eukaryota; Metazoa; Annelida; Clitellata; Rhynchobdellida; Glossiphoniidae. Bases 1 to 816 code for a protein of 271 amino acids.